Hypanus sabinus (Atlantic stingray) is the source of this 9795-nucleotide messenger RNA. Its product is annotated as GDNF family receptor alpha-4-like. NCBI's taxonomy places the organism in Eukaryota, Metazoa, Chordata, Chondrichthyes, Myliobatiformes, Dasyatidae. The coding region runs from base 350 to 1684 and encodes 444 amino acids. Gene Ontology annotation, cellular component: external side of plasma membrane; signaling receptor complex. The record is from RefSeq and is a predicted model, not a curated record. Gene Ontology annotation, molecular function: signaling receptor activity. The transcript has 8 exons. Gene Ontology annotation, biological process: nervous system development.
GUGUGAUAUUGUAGCAAUCCAGCGGUGACCGGCGACACAAAGAGAAAGGAGGGAGAGAGUUGGGGACGCGGACAGCGACGGGCUGUUCCUGAGCACCGAGGGAGAGCACAAGAUUAACAGCCCUCGGUGACCUCUGUGUGUGUGUGCAUGGCGUUCGCCUCAAGAUGAGAAGUUGGGAAAAUAUUACCAACUAGAAGGAGAUGUUUUGACCCAACAUCAGACGGCUGAGACCCCCCCGCGGGCUGUCUGGUGAAGUUUGAGUGCGGAUGUGCCGCUCCGGCAACGGGAGGGCGAAGCCGACGCGAGUGUGAGAGCCGACAGCGAGCGGCGGCGACCGGCCAGCGCCACAAUGAUGGUCCCAGGGGUCUCCCUCCUGCUUGCCCUGGUCGAUCAUGUCCUGGUAGAUGACAUCAUGACACCGGUUAGCUGCCUGUCAGCUGCCAUGCAAUGCACCCUGGACCCCGACUGCAACAGCAGGUUCCACAUGCUGAAGCGGUGCGCAGCUAACAGUGCCGUGGGCUCCCUGCAGCCGGCAGCCAGCAACGAGUGCAUGAACGCUGCAUUCGCUCUUCAGUCCCACCAGCUCUUCACCUGCAAGUGCAAAAGAGGAAUGAAGAAGGAGAAGAACUGCCUGCGAAUAUUCUGGACCAUGCACCAGAGCCACGUUCCAGAUUACAAUGAGUUUGACACAUCACCGUAUGCGUAUUCAAUGCCUGGUCCAUCAUGGAAUUUGGACUAUGGUAGACUUGCUUCUCUGGUUUCAGACGGGACCAAAGUUCAGCCACUGGUCAGUGUUAACCACUGCUUAGAUGCUGCCAAAGCCUGCAAUGUGGUUGAGGAUUGUAAACAGUUCCGCACCGACUAUGCCAAGAGCUGCACCAAAUCUGUCUCCAAGUUUGGUUGCAACAGACAUCAGUGUCACAAGAACCUCCGUCGCUUUUUUGACCACGUGCCAGACGAAUACAAAUACCCUGUCCUUUUUUGUCCCUGUGAGGACAGCACAUGUGCCGAACGCCGGCGAAAGACCAUUGUUCCUGCUUGUUCCUUUGAGGAAUCAGAGAAACAGAAUUGUCUGAAGCUGCAAGGCAUGUGCCAGGAAGACAUCAUUUGCAAGUCCCGCCUGGUGGAUUUUCAGACCAAUUGCCAACCAUCCAAGAAGUCUUCUAGCUACUGUUUCCGGGAAAACUAUAAUGCCUGCCUUCAGUCAUACACUGGCCUCAUCGGUACCAUUCUGACACCGAACUACGUGAGCAACAGCAGCUCAGAUGUCUCCAUCUGGUGUACGUGUGCCAACAGUGGCAACCAGCAUGAAGAGUGUGAGAACCUCCUGAGGCUUUUCACAAGCAACAACUGCCUCGAAAAUUCUAUCAAAUGGUACAGCAGUUCUGCAUUGUUUCACACACCGAAUAGCGAACACUCUGCUGUAACAAUUCAACAACUAUCGUCCAUCUUCCCUGAAAAGGUCCGGCCAAGCAGCGAUGCCAGUCCAUUAGUCAAAUUGGUCUCAAAUAAGGGUUGUGAUCGUGGUGGCAAGCUGAAGGCUUCUCAAGAAAAGUUGAUGUCUGAGAAACUAAAUGACUGUAAUUCCAAUUCAGGAGCCGACACUCAGAAUCUCUCUCUAAUAAUAUCCCAUGCCAUCACAUUGCUCUACGUCUUCAUAGCAAUUGUAGAAAAUGCCAUUUGAAAGGAAGUAACCAAGAUGUUUUAUGAAGACUGGAGAGUCUGGGUUUUUUUUUAUUAUGCCUUGUCUCUAAAUGCGUUUGCUUUUAAAACAACAACCAAAUGCCUGAAACAUAGCUUGGACUGAGAAAAUAGUUUGUGAAGAUAGCCAAUCGAUUUAAUAUUGCUAAAGUUUCAAUCAGAAAUGUGAUUGGGCUUAUUCCAUACCAGUUUAAUUUCCAUUAUAGCAUAAUUCACUAAUGUUAUAAAAGCCAAAAUUUCUUUAUGCAAUUUCCAGCACAGCCAAUAUCAGUGCAUAACUGAGGUUUCACUAACAUUAAACGCUUAACAAUUACAUUUAAAUCCCUUCUUUUUCUGGAAAGAAUGGCUUUAUGUCCAGACACCCUGUCAGUGGGAAGUUAUCCAUUUAAGUAUUCUUUAACUGAACCACAUCUUUAUGGGACUGUGGAUGUUCUCUAACUGAUUAUAUAUUUAUUUUUCAAAAGGGAGUUAAGUGGCAGAGGGACCGUUUACUAACAUUUAAAUAAAAGACUGUAGAAGCUGUGCAGUACUGCAGACAACCUAGCCAGGUAAACCUUCAUUUUGGAAUGACACUGGAUCAAAAUGAGGUUUGAAUCUCACAUCCUGCAACUGUGAGGUGUGACCACGCUUCCUGCAGUUACUGCUCAGUGACUUGGGAUCAGGAGAUCCUUGCUUCCACUCUGCCUUUGUGGACUCCAAUGUGCCCAACUGUGGGAAAUGAGACACUUCCACAAACCGGGCAACAGGUGGCUGAAGGCAUGGGUGGUGGGGUAGUUUGUGAGAUGGGCUUCAGUGAACACUCAAUGGACUGGAAGUUCUCAGUAUAAACCCCAUAUAUUUCUUCUCCGUUCUGAGUAGUCAUGGGCAGUUCCCUGGAAUGCUAAUUCCCUGGAAUUAGCAUCAUUGUUGCUUUUCUUCACAAAGUCUUUGGGCACAUUAUUACGGCUUUUUACAGAUGUCUUAUCAAUGGAGUGACACCAUGAAAGGUGAAUCUGAAAGGACAACGGUAGAAACAAAGUAUUAAUUGUGCUGCAGUAGGCAGUUGGAACCAUCUCUGGAUUUUUAAAUGAAUGAGAGGAUAAUCGAAUGAGAGAAAAGCACUGAGUACCUCUUCUUAAAAGGCAGAGCAGUUUCCACUGAAACAGGUGCGUCCUGUGGUUAAAGCGCUGGUACCCAUCGACUCAUUGUGAUCAAAGGUGCAAUGCUUUCCGUGACACGGGUCAAAGAAGAGUUUUUAAAAAGUAAUCACCAUUGUAAAUAAGAAGACUGGUAUAGUGAUUUUGAGAAGUGCAAGCUCACACAGACUGCAAUCACCAGAUAAUCUCUCUUCAUGGUACCUAGUGAGGGAUAGCUCCCUUCUCCUCCAAUAGUGUCACAGCAUAGUUACCCUGUACCAAUGUUUCCCAAGUGUCACGUUGCACCUCUAUCUUAUACUAUACAUUGUUUGUAAAUAAGUCUGAUGCUUUAAUUGUUAUAAUGAAUGAAAUUGUGGCAUAAUCUGCUAAGUCUUGUUUAAGGAGUAACCUUUGAAAUCUAUUAUUAGUAAUCUAACAGCACUGUCAUUUUGUGUAGUAAAUGUUUUUGUAAUGUGACAAACGACAGCUGCUGUCAUCUUCAGAUGGUGUUGGAAAACGACUGUGAAAACAUAGACAGCUGGACUGCAUGGCUGUGGUGAGAAAAUCAAUUGGAAAAGAAAAUUUACUGUCACAUGAUAUAUAUUUUAUCAGUGAUAACAGAUCAGAUGAUUGUAAAGUGCUGGUCUCAUCUUUGUAUUCAAAAGUCAUUCAUAAACUACUUGAAAAUGACUGCCUUUAGUAUCUGCUACUGAGGAUUUUUCAGAGGAUUGGAGUCCUACAAUUUUCUGAGAGUUAUCUGGCAUCUUCUACAAGUAUAUUCUAUCUAUGUCAUUGUCUAUGCUUCAGUGUAUGUUCUUGCUGAAUAUCUCAACUAUACAUUCAGCACUGAGCCAGGCAGUCUGAAGGAUAAAAUCCUUAUCUCUGCUGAGCUAGUUGUCCUCAUAUGUGUUUUUAGAGAUUUUGAGGGUUUACCUGUGACUUGUUCACGAAUAAAACACAAGUCAAGCUACAGUGUGGUAAUGAAGUUAGAAGAUUGUUCACCUUUUACAGCAGAGUUAUUGACGGUGAGGUUAUUGAAAUUGUCAACAUGAUGGGAUGUAAAAACCUAUCUUUAAACCAUUGUCUGGAAUUUCCUAUCUAAUAUUUAACACCAGUUUCAACCAUAGAUCUGCUGACACUUCCAAUGCUAAAGCUUAUGAGCCAAAUUGGAAUAAGGAACAACAUACAAAUCACAUUAUACAUGAUGGAGUUUUUAUGGAGACAAUUCGUUAACAAUCCAGGUGAAAAUUCAAAACUCUGUGAGUUCUGUGACCUCCAAAGGCUGAUUGACAAACAUGGCCAAAUUGUUGUUGUAGUUAAAAUAUGGUCAAAGUCACUUUCAGCUUUGUUCCAGGUCACUGCAACUAAUCAAUACCAAAUCUUGUUGUUUGCUGCUCUCUGCUACAUGGCUGGGGGUGGGGGACAAGUUCUAUGCUCAAGAGGAAAAUGCCUCAUCUACUUCAGGAUAAGGAUUUAUCAUUUUUUAAUUUUUCAAUCUUUUUAAUUGAUUUUCAAAUAAAGAAUAUACAAAUACAAAUUGAAAGAGGAGUUUAACAAGUAGAUAAUAUAAAAGACAUAUAAACAGCAAUAUUAAAGACAAAAAGCAUAUAAUAUCAAACUCAAAUAGGUAAUAUAUUAUGCUGUUAUAUAUACAAUGGUCAGAGAGAAAUUACAACUCCUCAUAGCAAUCGUAAAAAAAAAGAUUGAAAAUUUUAUUGAUAGAGAAAGAAAAACCUCAGUAACUAAACUAAAACAAAAAAAGAGAAAGAAAAAAAAAAGAAAAAGAAAGAUUGGGCAGUCCAAAUGAGGAUAAACUUAAAAAAGGAUUUAUCAACAUUUAAUAUGAAAAUAUAGAGCAAGCAGAAGACCAUAAGACAGAGCAGCUGAAUUGGGCCAUUCAGCCCAUCAAAUCUGCUCCGUCAUUCCAUCAUGGCUGAUUUAUUAUUUCUCUCUAUUCCUUUCUCCCGCCUUAUCCCCGUAACCUUUGACACCCUCACAACUUAAGAAUGUGUCAAGCUCUGCCUUAAAUGUACUCAAUGACAUGGUCUCCACAGCCACCUGUGGCAGUGAAUUCCAUAGAUUCAGUACCCUCUGGUUAAGGAAAGUCCUCCUCAUUUCCAUUCUAAAAGGACAUCCCUCUAUUCUGAGGAUCUGCGCUCUGGUCCUAGACACCCACUGUAGCAAACAUCUUCCCCCAUCCCCUCUAUCUAGUCCUUUCAACAUUCAAUAGGUUUCAAUGAGAUCCCAUCAUUCUUCUAAACUCCAGGGAGUACAGGCCUGGAGCCAUCAAACCCUCCUUAUAUGUUAACCCUUUCAUUCCCAGAAUCAUUCGCAUAGGCCUCCUCUGGGCCCUCCUCAAUGCCAGCAGAUCCAAGAGACUCAAAACUGUUCACAAUACUGCAAGUACAAUCUGACUAAUAAAGCCUCAGCUAAUACAUCCUUGUUCUUAUGCUCCAGUCCUCUCAAAAUGAAUGCUAACAUUGCAUUUGCUUCCCUUACCACUCACUCAACCUGCAAGGUAACCUUUAUGCACAAGGACACCCAAAUCCCUUUGCAUCACUGAUUUCUUAAUUUUCUCUCUGUUUAGAAAAUAGCCCACACUUAUAUUCCUCUACCAAAGUGCAUGGCCAUACACUUUCCUACACUAUAUUCCAUCUGCCACUUCUUUGCCUAUUCUCCCAAUCUAUCUAAGUCCUGCAGACUGACUGUUUCCUCAACACUACAUGCUCCUCCACCUAUCUUCGCAAACUUGGCCACAAAGCUAUCGAUUCCACCAUCAAAAUCAUUGACAUAUAAUGUGAAAAGACGAGAUCCCAACACUGUUCCUUGCUGAACACCACUUGUCACCCGCAGCCAACCAGUAAAGGCCCCCUUUAUUUUCACUCUUUGCCUCCCGCCAGUCAGCCAGUCUUCUAUCCAUGCUGUUAUCGUUCCUGUAAUACCAUGCACUCUUGUUAAGCAGCCUCAGGAGCAGCACUGUGUCAAAGGGCUUCUGAAAAUCUAAGCAAAUAAUAUCCUUAACCUACCUGUUAUUUCCUCAAACAAUUCGAACAGAUUUGUCGGACAAGAUUUCCCCUUUAGAAAACUACGCUGACUUUGGCCUAUUUUAUCAUGUUCCUCCAAGUACCCCAAAUCUCAUCCUUAAUAACGGACUCCAACAUCUUUCCAACCACUGAAGCUGGACCAAGUGGCCUAUCAUUUCUUCUGCCUCCCUCCUUCUUAAAGAGUGCAAUGACACUUGCAACUUUUCUGUCCUCCAGAACCAUUCCAGAAUCUAGUCAAUCUUGAAAGAUCGUUACUAAUGCAUCCACUAUCUCUUCAGCUACCCCUUUCAGAACCUUGGGGUGUAGUCCAUCAGGUCCAGUGACCUAUCUACCCUCAGAUUUUUCAAUUUCCCAAGCACCUUCUCCUUAGUAUAGCAACUUCACUCACAUCUUGCCACCUACACUCUCAAUUUUCCGGCACACUGCUAGUAUCCUCCACAGUGAAGACUGAUGCAAAAUACUUAUUAAGUUCAUCUGCCAUUUCAUUGCCCCCCAUUACUAACUCUCCUGUGGCCCAAUAUCCACUCUUGCCUUAUUUUACACUUUAUAUAUCUGUAAAAGCAUUUGUUAUACUCUUUGAUAUUAUUGGCUACCUUACCUUCAUAUUUCACCUUUUUACUCCUUACUGCUUUUUUAGUUGCCUUCUAUUAGUCUUUAAAAGCUUCCCAAUCCUCUAACCUCCCAUUAAUUUUUGCUAUGUUAUAUGCCUUCUCGUUUGCUUUUAUGAUGUCUUUGACUUACUUCGUCAGUCACAGUGCCCCCACCUCCCUUUAGAAUACUUCUUCAUCUUUGAGAUGUAUCUAUCCUGCAUCUUCUGAUUUGCCCCCAGAAACUCCAGCCAUUGCUGUUCUGUCCUCUUCCAAUCAACUUUGGCCAGCUCCUCUCUCAUGCAUCUAUAAUUCCUUUUACUCCACUGAAAUACCUGCCUUUAUCUACUCCCUCUCAAAAUGCGGGGUGAAUUCUAUCUUCUUAUAAUCACUGUCUCCUAAUGGUUCCUUUACCUUAAGCUUCCCAAUCAAAUAUUGUUCAUUAAACAACAUCUAAUCUAGAUUGCCUUUCCCCCAGUGGGCUCAACCACAAGCUGCUCCAAAAAGCCAUCUCAAAGACACUCUACAAAUUCCUUGCCUUGCAAUACAGCACAAACUUGAUUUUCCCAAUCUACUUGCAUAUGAAUUUCCCCUAUCACUAUCAUAACAUUGCCCUUUGUACAUGCCUUUUUUAAAAUCUAUUGUAAUUUGUACCCCGCAUCCUGGCUGUUAUUCAGAAGCCUGGAUGUAACUCCCACCAGGGUGUUUUUACUCUUGCAAUUUCUUAACUCUACCCCAAAAGGAUUAGGCCAUGAGAUCAUAAGAUAUAGGAGCAGAAUCAGGCCAUUUGUUCCAUCAAGUCUGCUCUGCCAUUUCAUCAUGGCUGAUCCAAUUUUUCUCUAAGCUCCAAUCUCCCGCCUUCUCCACAUAUCCCUUCACACCCUGACCAAUCAAGAAUCUAUCAAUCUCUACCUUAAAUAUAUAUAAAGACUUGGCCUUCACACCUUCCUAAUGCAAAGAAUUCAUGGCUAAAGAAAUUACUCCUCAUGUUUGUUCUAAAAGGAGGCCCCUCUAAUCUGAGGCUGUGUCCUCUGGUCUUAGACACUCCCACCAUAAGACACAUUCUCUCCACAUCCACUCUAUCAAGGCCUUUCACUAUUUGAUAGGUUUCAAUGAGGUCACCCCUCAUUCUUCUGAAUUCCUGUGAAUACAGGCCCGGAGCCAUCAAACACUCUUCAUACGACAAGCCACUCAAUUCUACAUCUUCUGAUCCUAUGUCACCUCUUUCUAAGGUUUGAUUUCACUGUUUACCAACAGAGCAAUGCCACCCACUCUGACUAAUUGCCUGUCCUUUCGAUACAAUGUGUAUCCUUGGAUGUUAAGUUCACAAUUAUGGUCUUCUUUUAGCAACAACUCUGUGAUGCCCACACGUUGUACCUGCUAAUCUCUUAACUGUGCUACAAUAUCAUCUGCCUUUUUCUGUGUACUGUUUCCAUUCAAAUAUAAUACCUGCAGGCCUGCUUUCCUCCUUUUUCAAUUAUACUUCAACUCAUCCCACUGAUGGCAAUUUUGCUCUGUCCUUCAUAGUCUCACUGCACACUGCAUCUAUUUGUAUACCAACUGUCCCAUCCUUAGCCUUACCACUCCAGUUACCAUCCCUCUGCUAGGUUAGCUUAAACCCUGCUCAACAGCUCUAGAAAACCAACAUGCAAGAAUAUCCACACCCCUCGGGGUCAGGUGUAACCCAGCCAGCAAAGGCCAGAAAGAUCAGAUCUGAAACCCUGCCCCUGCACCAAUAUCUCAGUCACACAUUCGUCUGCCAACUCAUCCUAUUCUUACCCUCAGGGGUUCGUGGCACAGGGAGCAAUCCAGAGAUUACUACCUUGGAGGUCCUGCUUUUCAGCUUCCAACCAAACUCCCAAUAUGUACCACAACUUAUGGCUGCUGGUGCUCCCCAUUUAGAAUGCGGAGGACCCGAUCUGAGACAUCCCUGACCCUGGCACCAAUGAGGCAAAAUACCAUCCAGGUUUCUUUUUAUCAUCCACAGAAUCUCCUAUCUAUUCCUCUGACCAUGGGACCACCCGUUACUAGUGCACUCCUCUUCUACUCCCAUCCCAGAUUCUGUGCCAGAGUCCUGGUCACUGCAGCUUCUCCCUGGUAGGUCACUCCCCCCACCCCCAGCAGUAUCCAAAGCGGUAUACUUGUUAUUGACGAGAAUGGCCACAGGGGAACUCUGCACUGGCUGCCUACUCCCUUGCCCUUUCCUGACGGAAACUCGUGUGCCUGCUUCCUGCAUCUUAGGGGUGACUACUUCUCUGUAGCUCCUAUCUAUCACCUUCUCAUUUUCCCUUAUGAGCUGAGGGUCAUCCAGCUCCAUCUCCAGUUCCUUAACAUGGUUUCUAAGGAGCUGCAGCUCUAUGCACUUUGUGCAGAUGUAGUUAUCAGAGAGACUGAAGUAGGAACUUCAUUCAUGACAGAGGUCUCCUAAGAAACCUCCUGCAUUUAGUGUCUGAAACAUUGAAGAGCUCUGGUUAUUUCUUUCCACACUAUCUAUCUUUCCUUUUUCACCUUCCAGUAAGAUGGCAGUGCGUCUGAAUGCAGUGGCCUCUCAGGGGCCAACCAACGGUGCACUUUUCUUUUUAAAAUGUGUUUUCUAUGAUUGUAAGACUAUACUGGACUCCAAGAACAACAGGUCCAGCAGUCUACCACCUCAGUCAUCUGUUGGUUGUACAGAGCCGCUGGCCACGGUGUCGAAGGAGCCGGUGGAUGAGUCGGAGAAGGAGAAGCCAGCACUCGGUCAAGAGAAGCAGAAUUGGUGGACAGGCUGGAGAAGGAGGAGCUGGCAUUCAGCCAGAAAGAGAAGCUGGUAGUUGGCCGAGAGGAGGUUCGGAUGAGCUGACCUGGGUGCAGACCAAGCAGCCGCCAGCUACUCGAAGGCUUCAGAGUUGGUGCACAAAAGCAGCAUGCACUAUGAGUGACUGUCUUGGACGUUUCCCUUGCGAUCUCAGGACUUUGUUGGACAUUGAUAAUGUGAGAUACCGCAGGCCUGUUUCCCUUGUCUGGUGGUGAGGCAGCAGCGUGGCCUCGGUUGUGACGCGGAACAAAGCCUCAAGCGGGCUGCAGUGGGGAGUCUGUGCUAAGUUGGGAGCUGGCAUCUCCCAUCAGUGCUGCCCUCCAGUGUUCAACCGACAGAACGACAGACUGGACUGCCAGGAGUUGAACCGUCAAUUUGCAUGUCACUCAAGGACUUGGACUUUACAUGUGUUUUCUUGUGUAACAACAUGUGUUUUUUUCUCUCUCACUAUUUUGAAUGUAUGUUAUGCACCUUGGCUCACAGGAAAACUAUCUCAUUUGACUGUAUCCAUGCAUAGUCUGAAUGAUAAUUAAACUUGAUUUGAUUUAACUGUU